AUGACCUCCUCCCUUUUUUCCGGCCGCGUUCUCCUCUGCGACCGCUCCGAGCUCCGCUUUGACACCGAACGGGAGCUCCGCCGCGCCCUCGACAACAAAAUCCUCCUCCUCUACUUCGGAGCCAAAAAUUGCCCAAAAUGCCGYGAAUUCGCCCCAAAACUCCGCGAUUUUUGCCGCCGUUUGACCGACGAGUUCUACGUGGAGCGCGCGGAGCAGCUCUGCCUCGUCUACGUGGGCAGAGAUCGGAGCUCCGCGGAGCAGCGGAAAUUCCUCAGCUCCAUGCCCAGGAGGUGGAUGGCGCUGCCCUUCGGG
Molecule: messenger RNA, 312 nt
Organism: Malurus melanocephalus (red-backed fairy wren)
Lineage: Eukaryota; Metazoa; Chordata; Aves; Passeriformes; Maluridae
Gene: NXNL1
Product: nucleoredoxin like 1
Exons: 1
Biological process (GO): photoreceptor cell maintenance
Cellular component (GO): mitochondrion
Source: RefSeq, a predicted model, not a curated record